Messenger RNA from Tarenaya hassleriana, 774 nucleotides. RefSeq names its product 40S ribosomal protein S19-1. Gene Ontology annotation, cellular component: ribosome; cytosolic small ribosomal subunit. Gene Ontology annotation, molecular function: structural constituent of ribosome; RNA binding. The coding region runs from base 100 to 531 and encodes 143 amino acids. The record is from RefSeq and is a predicted model, not a curated record. Gene Ontology annotation, biological process: translation; ribosomal small subunit assembly. The transcript has 4 exons. NCBI's taxonomy places the organism in Eukaryota, Viridiplantae, Streptophyta, Magnoliopsida, Brassicales, Cleomaceae.
CUAGCUUAGCAGAGAGAGGGCGAGGGAUUCAGUUGUUGAACUCCAGACGAAGAUCAGGGCCUUUUCUGUUUCUCGUCCUCGAGCUUCUGUUCUUUGACAAUGGCGACUGGUAAAACUGUGAAAGACGUCUCACCUCACGAUUUCGUGAAGGCCUAUGCUUCUCACCUCAAGCGAUCUGGCAAAAUUGAGCUCCCUCCAUGGACAGAUAUUGUGAAGACCGGCACUUUAAAGGAGCUUGCCCCUUAUGACCCUGAUUGGUACUACAUCCGAGCCGCAUCAAUGGCAAGGAAGAUCUACCUUAGGGGAGGUCUUGGUGUGGGUGCUUUCCAAAGAAUUUACGGAGGGAGCAAGAGGAACGGAAGCCGUCCACCGCACUUUGGCAAGAGCAGCGGUGCCAUAGCCCGACACAUUCUUCAGCAGUUGCAGAACAUGAACAUUGUUGAGCUUGACACCAAAGGUGGAAGGAGAAUCACUUCAAGCGGUCAACGGGAUUUGGACCAGGUUGCUGGUCGCAUUGCCGUUGCACCUUGAUAUGGUCUGAACGACUGUAGGACUAUCAUCACAUAUGCACUCAGAAAGAAAGUUCAGGAUUUUUUGGGUUUUGGGGGGGUGUUUUUAAGAGUUUCACUGUCUUAUGUUGUUGUUCUUCACGAACCCUUUUGGCAUUUAAGAUGAUCGAAGUUUUGGCAUCAACAGAGAUCUGGCUGUAGGAACUAUGAGAUAAUCUUAGUUGUAGUGGCUAUGGCCGAAGGGAAAUUUGCCAAGUUUUCCCAA